AUGGUCAACACUGGGAAACCUAGCAGAGGCUGUGCAACUUGCAAGAAGAGAAAGAUUAAGUGUGACCAAACAGAGCCCAACUGCACCGCAUGCCUCAAAUCAGGCUGGACCUGUCCCGGCAUUCCAUGCGAAACAGAAAUCAAUUUUCGUAAUCAAACACCACUUUCCAUCCGACGUUCUCGACUCUCAAGCCCCGUAAACAAUAUAUCCUUCACACCAGAUACUGUACUAGCGGCAUUCUCGAAGCCUGGUCAGGCCCUAUCAUGCCCAUUAGAGGAUGUGGCAACUUCUUUCUUCCUUCACCACUAUGUGUACCAGGGACUGGAUGAGGGUCUUAGUUCACAAAAUCUAUUCCGAGGCAGUCAUGAAUAUAUACCCGCUCUCCUUGCAGCUCCGGAUGUAACCCUUGCGCUCAAGUCUAUAGUGGCGGCCGCUGGUUUGGCCGCCUUGGUGAAUGCGGGUAACUCAGAAACUUGGCGAUUGGAUGCAUACAGACUCUACACAAGAGCCAUUCGCCAAUUGCGUGAUGACUUGAGCGACCCAGUACGAAAGAGGAUGGACUACACUCUAGCUGCAGUAAUGCUAAUGGGAACAUUCGAGGUAAUUGCCUCUGGCGACUCUCAAUCCAUGAAGUCAUUUGGACAGCACAGCCUGGCGGCUGCGUUGUGUAUCGAGAUGCGAGGCAGAUCCCAGUUCAAAAGCAAGACCGCUACAAGGUUGUUUAUGCAAAUGCGGCGAAUCAUUGUACAAACAUGUCACCAGAUGCAAGAGCCCAUUCCCUACGCGCUGCAACGUUGGUCUUCUUGGGCUGAAACCAUUCAAUCAGAAGACGAGUUCUAUUCCAAUCGGUUUUCAGAGAUCAAUGAGCGUCUUGCCAGCUACAGAGCAGCGAUAAAACAUGAUCACAUCACGGCCCCCUCUACAAUUUCAUCCAGACUCCUCCAGUUCGACGAAGAAUUCGAGAGCUGGCGCAGAAAUUUGCCCCCAACAUGGGAAUAUAAGUCUUAUCGAUCUGUACACAAUGUUAAUAACGACUUUAAUGGUGUAUAUGACAUGUACCCUGACCUUUGGAUAGCGUCCACAUGGAAUAGCUACAGGUCAGUUCGACUAAUGCUUCAUGAGACCAUCAUUGUAGCCACUCUCCAACACGGCUCAGACAAGGAGAAGGGCGGGUUGGGGUACUCAAUGUCGGUUCUAGAAAAGAUGUCUGAAGAAAUCUGCAAUAGUUCUGCAUAUUUUCUUGGCUUUCGACGACGUGGAACACGUCUCUGCGGACCAAUCGAUACAGGUAUUUCCUCUACGCCAGGUGGUUACAUGCUACUUUGGCCUUUGUUCUUUUCGGGGAUGCUGAGAACCACUCAGGGGCCGCGACGUCGAUGGGUCACCUCUGUAAUCAGGCGUAUUGGGAUGACCAUGGGAAUUCGGUUGGCGAUAUCUAUGGUAAAUAUCCUUGAUGCAUGUGAGAAAUCAUUUUCAGAUAAAGAGGUCUGGUUGAUUGGACAAUUCUACCCACAAAAUGUAAAAAGCCAAUAA
This is a messenger RNA of Trichoderma virens Gv29-8, 1533 nucleotides long. RefSeq lists its product as uncharacterized. Gene Ontology annotation, biological process: regulation of DNA-templated transcription. The record is from RefSeq and is a predicted model, not a curated record. Lineage: Eukaryota; Fungi; Ascomycota; Sordariomycetes; Hypocreales; Hypocreaceae. The transcript is spliced from 4 exons. Gene Ontology annotation, molecular function: zinc ion binding; DNA-binding transcription factor activity, RNA polymerase II-specific. Bases 1 to 1533 code for a protein of 510 amino acids.